AAGAUUUGAAGGAGGCAGCCUGGGCAGACCCAGUCGGGCGGGUCCCGGGGCAGGCUGGUUCCAAGCAUUCCCAGCCUCCGGGAAAGCUGCUUGGGAAAAGGCCAAUGGGACUACCUCCCGGCGGGGUGGGUCUGGUCGUGGGUAUUGAGGGUCUGUGACUCAGGCCUCAAGGCAUGAAGCAAAGAGCGACGAAACAUACUUCGCAUCUGACGUUGCUACGUGGCUACGCUUAAGCUGUAGCUUAACCAACAUCCGCUGGGCAGAUGUGCGCCUCGCACACAGCUCGCCUCCCUUCCUGGGAUUUCUGCGCAGGUGGCAGCUGCCCCAGAAAGCCUUCCUAGAGACUCACCGCUCUGCCUUCCCUUGGGUCGCUGGUGCGUGCGAUGCUGGGAGGACAAGCUUGCACUCGUCUCAGAGGGAGAUGACUUGAGCAGCCCCCGUCUAUCUCCACAACCAUGUCCAUGAACACUUCCAAACAGCCAGUGUCUCCCGCAGCUGGGCUCCUUUCCAAUACAACGUGCCAGACGGGCAACCGGCUCUCUGUCUUUUUCUCCAUAAUCUUCAUGACGGUGGGGAUCUUAUCAAACAGCCUCGCCAUUGCCAUACUCAUGAAGGCCUAUCAGAGAUUCAGGCAGAAGUCCAAGGCGUCCUUUCUGCUCUUGGCUAGUGGCCUGGUAAUCACAGACUUCUUUGGCCACCUUGUCAACGGGACGAUAGCCGUGUUCGUUUAUGCCUCCGACAAAGACUGGAUCCGCUUCGACCAGUCAAACAUCCUGUGCAGUAUUUUUGGCAUCUCCAUGGUGUUUUCUGGCCUGUGCCCCCUUUUCCUGGGCAGCGCGAUGGCCAUCGAGAGGUGCAUCGGAGUCACCAAACCGAUAUUCCAUUCUACAAAAAUCACGUCCAAGCACGUGAAAGUGAUGCUGGCCGGGGUGUGCUUGUUUGCUGUUUUCGUGGCUUUGCUGCCCAUCCUCGGGCACCGAGACUAUCAGAUUCAAGCCUCGAGGACCUGGUGUUUCUACAAAACAGAACAUAUCCAAGACUGGGAAGAUAGGUUUUACCUUCUCCUCUUUUCUUUCCUGGGGCUCUUAGCCCUCGGGGUUUCCUUCGUGUGCAAUGCCGUCACAGGAGUUACCCUCUUAAGAGUGAAGUUUAGAAGUCAGCAGCACAGACAAGGCAGGUCUCACCAUUUCGAAAUGAUCAUCCAGCUCCUGGCUAUCAUGUGCGUCUCCUGCGUCUGCUGGAGCCCGUUUCUGCUGACAAUGGCCAACAUUGGAAUAAAUGGAAAUCAUUCCAUGGAGACCUGUGAAACAACACUCUUUGCUCUUCGAAUGGCAACGUGGAAUCAAAUUUUAGAUCCGUGGGUGUACAUUCUUCUACGGAAGGCAGUCCUUAAGAAUCUCUACAAGCUUGCCCGCCGCUGCUGUGGAGUGCAUGUCAUCAGCUUACAUAUGUGGGAACUUAGCUCCAUUAAAAAUUCCUUAAAGGUUGCUGCGAUUUCUGAGUCACCAGUUGCAGAAAAAGUAAAUCAGCAAUCACCUCGUUUAAUAGGACAGCAAGUCAGCAUAGGUAUGGGACAAAAUUAAGAAAAGUUUUGGCAAUAUUUUAAUUAUUUGGAUAACUAUUUAAAGCCUAACUGGAAUAUUCAGGCUUCAGCAAAUAGUUUGGGGGGCACUUUGGUCAGAUUCAGUGUUUGAAAUUUGUGAAAUUAACUGUUUAAUUGCACCUUUUCACUUGUUUUGCCAAUUGCAGAUAAACAUGAUGAAAUAAUGCCAUGGAAGGCAAGUUGAAAACAAUUUUAUUUUCUGCUUUUGGGAUGAGUGACUCUGUUGAGUCCUAAAGCAUUCACUUGGCCUAUUUGCCAAAGAGCAUCUUAAAACUACCACCACCAUGAAAUGGCUAUUUGGGGUCCCUACUCCGUAGCUGUUCCUUAUAGACUAGGCUUUAUGAAAUGAAGCGCUCUCACAUUUUGAUCUGGCCUCAUCCUGUAGCCUCAGCCAAUAUAGGUAUGGUCAUGCCACGUGGGAAUCAUUGUGGCUUAUUAUAAUGACCUCAAUAGACACCAGGUGUGGCUGUCAGUUUGCCUGAUCUUGUGAACCUGUUAGAAUGAGCCUAUCUUUGUCAUAUUUGUCACAAAUGUGACUGCUUGCAUUGGUUAUUAUGAAGGUGAGUGGUUUCUUGGAAAGUUGUAGAUUUGCCUAGUUUACAAAUAAUCCCCCUUUCCUCUGAAAAUUCUAGUGCAAAGAAAUAAUUUUUAGAGAAACAAAGGCUCUAUCUUAGCAAAUAUGGAGGCGAUUUGCAUUAUCACAAUUCCUGAGAAGCUCUGCCAUUGAUCAUGCAAACAGAACUUCAACUAAGUGAUAGGUGCAAAGAAGCUUGGCACAGGCACUUUACUUUGAGUCGUCAUUUCUUUGAGAAACACAAUCUAUAUGUAAAUAUGCAAAGACUAUCUAUAGGUAAUGUGUUUUUGCUUUCCAUGUGUACACACACACACACACACACACCCCAAAGGACAUAAAAAUUUCUGUUAAAAACAGCUUCAUUAAAUCUGUAAGACAGAAUCUUCUAAAGCCGGAGCUACCAGUGUUAAAGGGAGGACUGGCAACAAGCCAGACAUUUGGAGAUUAUUAUAAUGGUUAACCAAGAGAUCAAGGGGUAUUAAACUUUCCCCAAAUUUCUCAUGAAUACUUUAGACUUUUUUUUCACUUGUUUGUAUAACUCAACCCAUGGAGUUUUAGUAAUCAUUCAAAAUGUCCUGGGUCCAUCAGAGCAUAAGCAGGUAGUUCUGCUUUAUAACGGAACUGUAAAAGAAUUCAUUGUUUUCAUUAACUGGGGUAUGUUUUAAAAUUAAUGUUUCCUGUGAGACUGAUUUCAAAUUCUCCAGGAAAUUUGUGCAGUUCAACUAGACUCAAAUUAUAUUCACAGGUUUUUGCUUUUGAUUGGUAAUGUACAUUGGAAGUUAUUGUCUACUUUUGUGAAUUUUGGAAAAUUCUCAUUAAUAAGUUAAAAUAAAUUAAGCAAAUAGUUUACUGAAGACUUAAAGGCAAGCAUUUUUUUUUUUCAGUGAACUUAAAGGCAAACAUAUAUAUACACACUGACACAUAUAUUCUCAAUUUAAGACCAGUAAAUAAUUAAUCAUACAAAUUUAGUUUUUUCUCAUUUAUAGAGCACAUAGUAUAUGCUCAAUAAAUACUUGCCUAAUUAAAUCACAAGAAUUCUUGGUAUAAAAUAAGCCUGGAAUUGCAAAGAUUUUGUACAUUUUUAAUUUAAAUUGAUAAUUACAUGUUUACUGUGAGAUAUAUAUGCAUAUAUUUGUGUAUGUAUAUAUAUUUAUAUAUCCAGUGUAUAUGCUCUUAAAAAGCCAUUGCAAUUUAUGAUUGCUG
Molecule: messenger RNA, 3380 nt
Organism: Pipistrellus kuhlii (Kuhl's pipistrelle)
Lineage: Eukaryota; Metazoa; Chordata; Mammalia; Chiroptera; Vespertilionidae
Gene: PTGFR
Product: prostaglandin F receptor
Exons: 3
Coding region: 456-1583 (375 amino acids)
Biological process (GO): positive regulation of cytosolic calcium ion concentration; inflammatory response; adenylate cyclase-activating G protein-coupled receptor signaling pathway
Cellular component (GO): plasma membrane
Molecular function (GO): prostaglandin F receptor activity
Source: RefSeq, a predicted model, not a curated record